UCGGCUCUUGGCAGUCGCGUACCACACGCCGGUCUCGGCGCGCGUUCCGUUGCAUCACUGCACUGAGGCACGAGCACGUCGCCACCACCGCGCACGGGCCACUACUCCCUCAUUAUAUCAUUUCACCGAUACGGACGACACUGGCCUCGAAAUUUAAAACCACCUGUAAUCAGGAAAUAAAGGUGCGUGCCACAGAUGAUUGUCGCUAAUUAAGUUGAUCGGCAGCAGGCACCCAAAUAAUUGGCGUGGAGGAAGCGCACGAAGCGCAGCCCGCGACGGGCGCCCCCUUCAAUUAGUGGCACCUGUCGGACACGCGCCGCACAUUAAUUCGCACUCGCAUAAAUGCACCCGCAAAAAAUGCCAAAAUAAACUGGAACCCGAUGCACCUGCGGCAAUCAGCGGACGUGAACCAACCUGAGUACGCGACUUGGAUGUGCGAACGUCUCCAAGCAGGAUUGGGAGCCUCCAAGCUUCUGGAGAUAUGAUCAUGCUAUUUAAAGGCAACAGUAGCCGGCUGGAGCAUCUCAUUGAAAAGAUCCAGGCAAACAAAGAAAACCACGACGUCACUUCGGAGGACAUAAAAGAGGCGCUGGGAAGUGUGGGCAGUACGGCGGGCAGCUCUUGGCCGUCGUCGACGCCGGAGCCGUCACCGUCGCCAGCCUCCACCCCAACCUCGGCCGACGCUGCCGACGCAGAGGCCGAGCCACCCUUUACCCUCGGCGCCACCGAGCACACCCCUUACCAAUGCCAGUUCUGCGAUAAAGCUUUCCCCAGGCUCUCCUAUCUCAAGAAACAUGAACAGACGCAUUCGGAUCAAAUGCCCUUCCGAUGUGAGUUUUGUUCCCGGCUGUUCAAGCACAAGCGAUCCCGCGACCGGCACGUCAAACUGCACACCGGUGACCGCAAGUACCGCUGCGCUCAUUGCGAAUCUGCAUUCUCUAGAAGUGACCACCUGAAGAUUCAUAUGAAAACACACGACAAUCAGAAGCCGUUCCAGUGCACUGUCUGCAACCGAGGGUAUAAUACAGCAGCAGCUCUGACGUCACACAUGCAGGGCCACAAGCGGGAUCGCGAGGGUCGAGAGCCUGACAGGCGUAGAGCACUACGGUGUCUGAGAUGCGGAGACGCUUUCCGACGACCUGACCUGCUUCAGGCCCACAUGGUGAGCGCCCAUGGCGUUGACACAGCGGCUAUGACCCCACCCCGGCGUGUUGCAUCUCAACCGCCGCCCACGCUACUCGCCUGCAUUUACUGCACACGCGAUACCUUCACCAGCAUGGAGCAACUACAACUUCAUGUUCGUGCAGCACACUCAGCGCUGCUAAAUGGAGAGGGACCAGUCCAUGUGGAUCAGCCUGCACCUACAGAUCUAAGUCGGCGUGCUCCCGAUGAAGUACCUCCAGUGAAACGUCCUCGCUCCGGCUCGGGUACUCCUCAAACAACUUUAUCACCAAGCACACUCCUCUGCAAUCAAUGCGAUGCCGCUUUACCAGAUUUCGAAGCGUUUAGAGCUCAUUUAAAAGGACACCUGGAAGAAGGAGGAGAGCUAGGACGAUCCAGUCCCGCUCCCUGUGUUCACUGCGGUGCUACCUUUGCGGAUGCUGCAGCUUCAGAGCGUCACCUGACUGCGCACUAUUUGGCAGUUUCUUGCGAGUACACCUGCCAUAGCUGCGCUAGAAGUUUCUCUGCUCCUGAUGACCUGCAAAAACAUCUCCUCGAGCUGCAUGCUCAUCAUCUUUAUAGGUGCGCCCUAUGCAAAGAAGUCUUUGAUUCGAAAGUUGCAAUUCAGGUGCACUUUGCGGUAGCACAUAGUGGUGAAAACAAGGUGUGGGUAUGUCGUUCCUGUGGCGUGGGCGCGGGUGCUCUUCGCUCGGAAGCUGAAGGCGCUGCGCACGUCCGCUCCCGUCACGCAGCCGCUGCCCCACGUUGUGCGUGCGGUGCUUUACUUGGUAGUGGCGUAGCUGCGAGGACACCACGACCACAUCGCGCAUAUCGAUGCCCCGUUCCAGCAUGCAAUGAUGCUUUCGCAGUACAAUAUCUUCUUGAAAGGCACAUGCAAGCGCAUCAUGCAAUGCAACAACAGGUCUUAAACGGAGAACUACCAAGAGUAAAAAGAAUGGAAACAAGUAACGGUGUUGAUGGUGGCGAGGAUGCACGGUCUCCGUGUACUCCGGGGGCCGAAGGUGGUGGAGUGACCACAGCUGUUGUGGCUGCCAGUGAAGAACGACGGCGGAAGAAUGGCGCUGUCGCUCUGCAGUGUGCUUACUGCGGAGAGCGCACGCGAAGUCGCGCUGAGCUAGAAGCCCAUACUCGAGCUCAUUCCGGUGCAGCUGCUGCUAGGCACAAGUGUCUCAUCUGCGAUGAAGUACUGCCAUCUGCCGCGGUGCUAGCUGAACAUAAGUUGACACACUGCAAGGUAAUAUCGGGUGACACAUGUUCUCGGUGCCGUGCUCGUCUAUUAUCUGAGGAGUCAUUCCUUGGUCAUAUGGCGCGACAUCACCCAGCCUUGCCGGCACCUUGUGUUGUGUGUCGUCAAACAUUAGCGUCCGAAGCUGAGGCACGACUGCAUGCACGAUUUCAUCUGCGACCUGGAGAGGAUGAGCAGAGGUGUGCGAUAUGUCUACGCGCAUUGCCAGAGGGUGAGGCAGGCGAGGGAGCACGUGCUUGCUCAGCAUGCUAUGCUCGUCAUGCUGCACCUCGACCCCCACCUCCUGCCGACCACGACUGUCGCCUGUGUCGACGAGCCCUUGGUUCUCCCACCCGACUGCAGGCUCAUCUCAUCGAACAUACGUUUGCUGGCAUUGGUGCCUUCACCUGCUACUUGUGCUCAGCUGUAUUUACCAGUGCGGCAGGUUUGCAACGCCACCUGCCUGAACACGCCUCUGCACCACGACCUUACGACUGCGCGCGUUGUGGACUGAAAUUCUUUUUCCGCGCGGAGCUUGAUAAUCAUGCGUUCGUGCACCUUGAAGAGGCAGAGAUAGCACAGAGAGCCUUCUAUGAAGCUUAUGCUCGUGGUGCUGCAUCUGCGUGGGCUGCUUUGGCUCCACCAGAGCCUCAGUCGACCCCACCACAAGCUGAAGUUAAACGUGAGCCAGAGAUCAAGGAAGAGCGAGGUACAGACGAGUAUAUUGAAGUGUCGUCACCUCCUCCUGCACCACCACCGCCUGCUCCCCCCGCACCACCAUCUCCCGCCCCCGUAGUAAAACAAGAGAAGCCAGACGAGGAGUAACUGGAUGCCGCCUUGUCGUACAGUGAAUGUGUCGUCCCUGACGCGGGCAUCAAUCCCGCUGCAAUACUAGAUUACGUCCGUAAGAGCUAUGUUUAAGUGGUUAGUUUCGUUAAUUGUUAGUUGUUAAAGUUUUGCGUUCAGAACGCUGUAUUUCCUGUAAGUAGUCCAUACCUAUCGUUUAUGUUGGCUAGGAGUAUGUUUUAUAAUGUUUACAUGGCUAUUUGUAUGAACUGUUAACUUAAUAUAUUAUGUUAAGCUUCAAU
Spodoptera litura is the source of this 3495-nucleotide messenger RNA. It is a transcript of the gene L, whose product is annotated as zinc finger protein Lobe. NCBI's taxonomy places the organism in Eukaryota, Metazoa, Arthropoda, Insecta, Lepidoptera, Noctuidae. The record is from RefSeq and is a predicted model, not a curated record.